Messenger RNA from Coregonus clupeaformis (lake whitefish), 3003 nucleotides. RefSeq names its product DALR anticodon-binding domain-containing protein 3. The transcript is spliced from 13 exons. Lineage: Eukaryota; Metazoa; Chordata; Actinopteri; Salmoniformes; Salmonidae. Gene Ontology annotation, molecular function: ATP binding; arginine-tRNA ligase activity; tRNA binding. The record is from RefSeq and is a predicted model, not a curated record. Bases 664 to 2367 code for a protein of 567 amino acids. Gene Ontology annotation, biological process: arginyl-tRNA aminoacylation; tRNA C3-cytosine methylation.
AAAGCUUUUUUUAUUUGACUUAUUCACCUUUAUUCAUGUCAGUUCAUUUCAGAAGGAUAUGGGAGGCAUCCGAUUACACAAAAACACUAUCAGUACUGAUUGAUAGACAGACAGACAUACAUACUCCCUCAGCAUAGGUAUGGAACAACAGACAGGGAAGACUGAUGGUUUAGGCAAUUAAUGUUUGUGUGUGUUAGUGCUGAGCGAUUAACCGAAAUGUUGUUUUUUAAUAUAUAUAUUUUUUUUUUGUGAGCCCAACAAGCCAUUUCUCUGGAGAGAAAUCAAAUAAUUCACGAGAGAAAUCAAGUCAAGAACUAUGUGGGACGCUGGGCUGAAGGGUGUUGUCAUUUUCAUUAAGCAAAUAUUCAACAUAGUUUAGUGCAGAAACUGAGUACAUUGUGCUGAACAGGCAACCCUGCCACACAUAAGAUGGCGCCCUAAACUCCUGCUUUUGCCGUGCUUCACAAGUAAACGGGAUUCGGGGAAACAACAUUUGCACUCUACAGUUCCGCAUUGUGAUUAUUACGCAGUCAUCUACAGCCAAUACGAGAUCGAUGGACUAACUGGAGCAUGUUUGUGUAAUUGAAACUAGCUGUCAUAAAGCAGAAAUUACUAAGAUCCCGUUUAGCCCAGUUAGAGUGAUGACCAGGUUGUGAGUUAGUGAUGGAGAACAUUGAGGAGACGCCAUUUCGGAUCACCCAUACCGUCCAAGCUCUGGGCUCCGCUCUUCGGGGAGAUCCUGAAAAUGUUCCCGAUGCUAAUGGUCUGGGUAGCGGGGACAGAAUCUCGAGUGAGCCAGAGAAGCUUUGGUUCAAAGAAAGCAGCGCUAAGAAUCUCCGAAACAGGGACUUCUUGUCACCCACCACGGUGCUGAAUACGCUUUAUGCAGACGGACAGGUUCCCCCAGCAGUGAUGGGUAGAGUGCAGUCCCUGAGAGGGACAGGGGUUCUUCCUGUGGCUGGGGGGGAACUCAUGGGAGAGGGGCUGAGGGUGCGGGUCGACCGGACUGCUGCGUUUCAGAAGGUCCUGAGUGGAGCGUCAGUGUACCUGAAGCCUCCUAGCCAGAGACAGGGGUGUGUGGUGCUCAACUGCCCCGCCCUGCACCCCAAACCCAAUUUACCGUCCCCUGACACCCUCACGUUGGGGCAACUACGCACUGUGCUGCUGACUGACCACUUAGGGGCACUACUGAGGAGACAGGGGUUUACUGUGUCCUGCUGCCCUGUGCUACCAGAGGAAAGUGACAUCAUUGUCUUCCUCCGAUUGCUUGGCAUCGAUUGGCCCACAGUGCCCGUCAGCUGGACCAAUGAUGAGAGGGAGGAGAAAAUGUUGGAGGCUUUACAGAAUUCCCCAUACAGAGAAAAAGAGGAGACAGAUGGAGGAAGAAGAGGGAGUGAAGGAAUGAAUAUGGAUGAAGAUAAAGAGGGGAUGCUCAGGGUGAACUUGAAGAGGGUGUUUCAGAAGGAGCAGCUGCCAGGGGAUGACCCCAGCCUGGGCACCUGUACAGUGCAAAGGGACAGUGUGUCUCAUCUGGCCCAACUGGACAGGGCUACUGCAGGCUGCACUGUAUCCACGGCAACCGCAGUACAUGUCACUUCCUGUCAGGAUGAGUUCCGUCAGCAGCAGAUAGCAAUGCUGUGGAGAGCCAGCGGUGCAACAGUGACACAGAGGCAUCUUGUUUGUGGACCAAUGAAGACACCUGGAACUCACCUCAGUGCUGCCCAGUAUCUUCAACUGAGAAGAGUGCAGAUGAAGGAGGCCUCGGAGAUUAAGUAUGGAGAACAAGUCGAAGACCAAACUUGGGAUGACAUCAUCAAGGUCAUGACCUCAGCCACGGUGAGGUUUGAGAUGCUCUCAACAGUCCAUACGAGCCCGGUCACUCUGGACGUGCUGAGGGAAGGCAGCGUGUCCACCAAGGGUCCCAGAGGCGGAGUCUUCGUCAUGUACAACUGUGCUCGGCUGCACACCCUAUUUGACAGCUACGAGCGAGGUGUGGAGAAAGGACUUUACCCUGAAAUCCCAGAGGGCUCCCAGUUGGACUUCUCAGCUCUAAAAGAAGAGGGGGAGUGGCUUCUUCUGUUCAAUUACCUCAUUCCAUUCUCGGAGCUUCUCGACCAAACAGGACAGACGUUGGAGUGUGAUGGAGGAGGGGCCAGAGUCAACCUGAAGACUGAACAGAUCUGCAAGUUCCUGGUGUCCCUCAGUAAGGAUUUUAGCUCCUAUUACAACAGAGUCCACGUCCUUGGGGAGCCGUUGCCUCACCUCUUCAAUCAGAUGUUCUGUCGGCUGCAGUUGUUGAGAGCACUGAGAGAGCUCUACCAUAGCGCACUGGACACUCUUCACCUUCCUCCCAUUCCACAGCUAUAGCCCCAAAUACCCCAACUAUAGCCAGAAUUAUAGCCCCAAGAACUGACCCAAAUACCCCAACUAGAGCCAGAAUUAUAGCCCCAACAACUGCCCCAAAUACUCCAACUAUAGCCCCAUGAACUGCCCCAAAUAUAAGGCCCAAUAACGGACAAAAAUAUCACUAGCCUAUCCCAUAGCAUAGAUGAAAUACACAUAGACAUUUCAAAGGUAAUAAUGUAGAUAGCAAUAGGCUUUUCUUUUCCCCCAAUUGAAGCCCUUUGAAGUACCCACAUAGUUAUGUAUGUGACAUACACCCUGUAUUACACCCACUCUAUUUAUUGUUGAUAAAAGAAAGUGUAUAAAUGAUUCACCCUACAGUGAAGUAUUUGUCUCCCCAGUCUUAGCACCAGUAUCUCUGAUGUACCACAGAUACAGCCUCUACCAUAGACACUCACUGCCUUUGAACCAAUGAACAUCUCCCGUCUUCAGUCUUCCCUUAUACAAUACCAUAGAUGCUUUUCCACUAACAAACACUGCCCUAGAGCCAUUGGUAUUUACACAGACUCUGCAUGUACACUGUAAGCAUUUUUUGGUACCCUUCCCCAGAUCUGUGCCUUGACCCAAUCCUGUCUCGGAGCUCUAUGGACAAUUCCUUCG